AACACGAUGCAGUCUGCACACCUUUGCUAUUCCUGUGCGUACACGAUUUAGUUAGUCUGGUGGCCCCUUAGUGAGAUCGCAUUAAUUGUGUUUUUUAAUUAGAUAUGAAGGUCGGGUCUAGUCAUGCAUGAGUCAUAUCCAAGUGUUGAAUUUCUGAACAACAUGAGGUGCCCUAAUGUAACGCUCCCCAGCUUCAUGCCUAGUUUGUGUCAGAUCAAUUCAGAAGCUUAAUAAAUUCCAUCUGGGCGAUUUCAGUCAAUGGCCAUCGUUGCAAAUCAGUAAUUUUUCUUCUUGCAAAUAAUUAAUACUAUUAUUUCCAUUAAACGUUCAAGAUUUUGUGAUAAACCGCGGUGGCGCAUGUAAACUACAAAGAUGGCGGACUUCAUUUGUUUUUAAUUGAAAUUUCUUCUUCGUUUUCAUCAGUUGUUCUUCUGCUGUUCUCAACAAUGGAUUGUAGGCAUAUUGCCUAACACCAGGAUUUUUUGAAAUCCAAGUUAUUCUUGAAAGUUGUUUUGUUGAAGGUUAUCAGUUCAAGCAACUGGACACUUGAGGCAACUCUUUUUUAUCUCAUCAAACGGAUUCUGAGAAGGGGCCAUUUGUUCUAAUCCGUUAAACGUUCAUAUUAGUUAUUGUUUCCCCAAAAAGCUGGCCGAGAUGGACACUACUAAUACUUGUCCCAAAAGUGAAGAAUUGAUUCCUACUGCAUCAAAAAAUAUGGCAAUUUCCGCAGGGAAAAAAAAUUUGACAGACAACUGCCUGUAUUGUGGUGAGCGUCUCGAUCCGACAAGACUUGUGUUUCAAGUAAAUUUGCUAACAUUGAAAGUGUCGUGUCAGAGCUGUGAUAAAAAGAAUUACUUUGGAAAAAUUCGUCAAAUUCCGAUGCCACUUCCAUCGCCUCCAGUGAUAAAACGUCCGGCCGGAUACCAGUUACGUGAAAGAAAUCAGUCGGAAUAUCAAAUCUUCUUUGAUUCAUCUUCUAAUAAAGAAUCGUCUGGAGAAGAGUCUGAAGAAGAGUCUCCAUUGACUACGACUGCUGAAAACCAAGAAUGUGUGUCAUCGUCGAAUCGCUUAACUCCAGAAGAAAUUUCGGAGCUCAUGUGUUUGGAAGCUCAAGCAAAGAGGCUAGAGAGGGAGAAACAUUUAAAUAGAAAAAAUCCUGAAUCGGAUACGUCAAAUUCGUUGUAAAUGCUUUAACUGUUAUCUCGACACUUAUUCGGUAAAAACGUUGUAAUUUAAAUAAUAAAAAUUCAGAUAAUAAAAAACACAGAUUUGUUUGCCUAAAAUUUGAA
Daphnia pulicaria is the source of this 1289-nucleotide messenger RNA. RefSeq lists its product as uncharacterized. Bases 655 to 1185 code for a protein of 176 amino acids. Lineage: Eukaryota; Metazoa; Arthropoda; Branchiopoda; Diplostraca; Daphniidae. The record is from RefSeq and is a predicted model, not a curated record. The transcript is spliced from 3 exons.